Molecule: messenger RNA, 1660 nt
Organism: Calypte anna (Anna's hummingbird)
Lineage: Eukaryota; Metazoa; Chordata; Aves; Apodiformes; Trochilidae
Product: tRNA selenocysteine 1-associated protein 1-like
Exons: 11
Coding region: 490-1311 (273 amino acids)
Molecular function (GO): RNA binding
Source: RefSeq, a predicted model, not a curated record
CAGCUCCGCGCCGAAAGGCCGAGAAGGGGGAGCGGGGCCGAGCGCCGAGGUGUCCGUGGGCUGCUCCCACACCCCGCGCUGGGAGCGAGGGGCCGAGCCUGCAGCUGCCGGAGCUGCCCCGCCCCCGCGCUCCUUUAAAACCCCACCCGGCGCCAGGCCCCGCGGCCGCGGAGAGAGGAGGCGUGAAACGAUCGAGAGGCAACAGUCAAGAUCAGACAGGGAAAGAGUGCAAAAACAAUUCUGUGAAAAAAGUCUGGUGACUGUGAGAAACGAUUGCGUCACUUGCCUUUUGCUGUGUUUUGCAAUCAAACAGCUUUGUAUUGCCUGCCACCUUCGGUUGAGUCCACGUGAAUUAAGAGUGCGGAAGGAUCGCAGUAGACUGAACCUGUGCAGCUGUGUUCUCCGGGAAAGGCGGAAGAUAAUUUGAGCCAUGGCAAGCCAGGCGUUUUCCCCAGAGGCUGCUUUCCCUCAUGGGAGGCGGAGGGAGAAAUGGGACCCCAGGCUUCUUUCAAGGGCAAGGACUUAAUGGCGAAAAAAAGAGAAUGUCUCCAGGCCUACAGCUGGUGGAGAACACCACAGAAGAAACGGAAGAAAAAGAACAAAAUAAAACCAGGAAGAAUAGAGUUUGUUCCUAGUAGCACAAAUAUUUCAGUCAGACCGGAUUAUUCAAUAUUUGUUGGGGAGCUUACUCCAGAAGUGGAUGAUUUCCAGCUCUUUGACUAUUUCCUAAAGAGAUACCCCUCAUGUAUUGACUGCAAAAUAGCAACAGAUCUACUGGGAUAUUCCAGAGGGUAUGCCUUUGUCAGAUUUGGUGAGCAAGGUGAUCAGAUGAGGGCACUGCAAGACUGCCAGAAUGCACCAGGCCUCGGGGGAAAACGAAUCCGGCUGAGCAUAGGAAUUUCUAAAAGACUGAAAGCAGAAUUCCAGCGGUACCAGUCCUACAAUUAUAAUGAUUAUUACCAAGAUUAUCAGAACUACUAUUCCUCCUCCUCAUCUUCCUCCUCCUCACAGUGGAAUUACGAUCCUUAUGCUGACUACAACUACAGCUCCUAUGCUCACUAUGAUAGCAUGCAAGCUGUUGGAGACUGCUCUUUAGGAGAUGCUGUUAUGGCUCCAGCUGUUUUUGAGGAAACUGCAGCAAUGACUGAAAUCAGCGAUGACCUACUAACUGAAGAUCCACAGCUUUACUUUGAUGUUGAUGAAAUGAACAGACAAUUUAUGGAGACAAGUGAAGAACUCUAUGAUUCCCUCAUGAAUUGUCACUGGCAGCCUCUGGAUACGGUCACUUCUGAUAUCCCCUCUGCUAUUUAAGUGUCUUAUAUAGCAUGACCGUAAUGACCAAGGGAUGCUCUUGGACCAACAGCUUCUUUCUAGUGCUACCUCAAAGUAACUUGAGAUAUAACUCACAGGGAAGAUUGAUCAAAUGGUGAUGACCCCUAUCAUUCUGCUGGAGAGAAAUAUAUUUGCCUUUUGUUUUGUCUCAUUUUUAGUAACAUCCAUUUAACUUGAGUGACUCAUGUCAGUAGACAUUGUUUGACUACAUCAAGAAGUAUUUGAGUCAUGAGUGUCAUUAAAGGCAUGUCACCAUGUGAAUUGUUCUCAAUAAUUAAAAUGGAAGUAAAACAAAUAAAGCAGAAGUUGAAUUUACAGAGCAAACAUA